AUGCCUGACCGUCAGCGUGUCCAACCUGUACUAGCCUGCGCUAGGUGCUAUUCACUAAAGAAGAAGUGCGACAAGAAGUUGCCUUCUUGCUCUCGAUGCAUCAUAGCAGGUAAAGAGUGUGUAGGCAUCAACCGGCAUAGCCGCAAGAAAGUCCCACGAAGGUGCUCCACCCGUAUCUUAUUGUCGCGUUUGGCCGAGACUAAGACUGUUUGCAGUGUGCUCCAGUAUUUGGAGAAGCAAUUAGCUGAGACUGAGCAAGAGCAAAGAGGCUGGACAGAACCGCACUAUAUUCAAGUCGAGUCAGAAAGGACAGAGUUAAAGACAUCCAGUGUCUCUCAAACUAUUUACGCUCAAGCCCUCCAGACGAUAAGCAUCUCAAUACGCAGCUUGUAUACAACGAGCUGCGUGGGCAGUCACCCGGGUCUCCUCCACGAAUCCAAGUUAUUCUACCCGACAGAACGACCUCCUCACAAGGUUCCAGUACAUGGACUCUACUACGAACAUCUUGGAAAACGAGCAGGCCAUGACAAUGAGUCUCAAUUCUGGGGAAUCGAUGCCUUGCGAAUCCCUUUCGAAGUUGCAAGGCACAUCUUUGACAACUACGUGAAUACGAUCCUACCGCGAUAUCCAUGUUUUACCAGCGGUGAGCUAUGGCAUCACUUUGGGCAAGUUUAUUCUAGACAGACCAACGUCUCCAGAUCUCCAGAUAUCAGCCGUUUUAUUGUAUCGAUGGUGUUGGCAGUCAGCUGCCUCACCUCACGAUGUGAUGACUUCUCCAGAGUCGCGUCAAUGAGCGAGUCGCUUUACCGCGAUGCCAUGCGCCAUUGGACCUUCUUAAAGCACUCCAAUAUCAGAUCACUUCAGGGACUUCUUCUGUUGAUACAACUAGGUUUUCUGUUGCCAUAUAUCAAUAAUAUAUACUUCUUGGGUAGUGAAGCCGUACGCAUGGCCAUCGGACUAGGUCUUCAUCAAGAGGUAGAUCCUACCCAGGGACUCACUUCACGGGAUAUCCAACUAUGCCAGCUUCAAUCCGAGAUAUACGAGAUCAAAUUCUUCGACCGGGCUAUUCCAAACCAGUUUUCGAGUCACGCAGACUGGGUUCAGCACAUGGAAGAGCGCAUAAGAAGCAUGUUUAAUCUUUCAGCUUCCUCGGAUGGUAUCGUUCCGCAAUGGAUAGUCAGCACUGCACAUCAUAGUCAGAACUUGUUGCAUCGACCAUAUCCAGGAAAUAUGGCACCAAGUCAUGCUUCCUUAAUGGCCGCAACGACAAGCGCGAUCAGCCUGAUCAAUGGUUACCACAAAACUCUUCGGAAUACGAGAUUGACCUGGACUUUUGUGGUAGUUAACGAUGCGUUUCAAGCAGCAAUUGUACUACUGUACAUCUUCAGGAACUAUGGACACGUCGUCCGGGAAGCUUCUCUAGAAAAUGAGCUCCUUUCUGCAUUUGACAACUUUAUGGCGAUCCUUGAUACUGAGGCACAGAGGUGGCCAGUGAUUGCUAUCACCGGGUUGUAUAUUAGAGAUCUCCGAGAUGCCGUAUUUUCAAAUCAGCCAGGUUCGAUCGGCUCAGCAAAUGAUUUAAAGCUCCUUGCGGAGCUUGAAUUACUGCUCUCGCAACGUCGCAUUCGCAGUAUAUAUCAAGCAAACACUGAGGUCCAACAUGAAUUUCUAUCUGUAGAACCUUCGUCGUCUCACGAGUACUCUCAACAGCCAUUUACAGAUGAUAUUUGGCAGGAGUUCAUUGGAGCUCAAUUUGAUUUUGAGGAGGCAUACUCACUUAACUUUCUUGAAUCCCCUUGGCUAGGUCAACAACAGCAGACGAUUCUCACGAGCACCGCAGACGCUACCAACGAUAUACCAAUCCUAGAGCUUCCAAAAGACAUCAAGGAUGCCAUUGAUUCAAUGCCGUCUUGCAGCUUCUGUCGCGAUCAACAUAUUCGAUGCGAUCGUGAGCUUCCAUGCUGUGGUGCUUGUCACAAAUCGCGCCGGGAGUGCGUUUAUUAUGAUGUUAUAUUAUCGCAAGAAGUGCCCCGGAGAAUUACUGCGGCAAACCAACUUGUACCACCGCCUCAAAAUAUGCCUUCGACAUCUACACUUCCUACGAAGCCUGUCUCUAAAGCCUCCUCACAGCUAAUUUGGGGCAUCAAUCUCUUGAUCCCAGCUGUGACUACGUCCAAUCUCGUCUCCGGAAAGUCGCAAGACGAGCUCAUGUCCUCUAUACGGACCACAAAUCCGGAUUAUUUAUUCUUUGGCGUGUCAAGUCAUCUUGCUUCGAUAAAUCCAGUUAUGCUUCCGCUAGCAGAACACACCCCUGCAACUCUCGGACGCGAACCCAGUGCCAGAUCGAUCCUUGAUUCUAGCACAUCAACGGUCCAGGUCAGCCGCCCGGAUGCUUCGACCGCCUUGCGUCUGUUUGCGGUAUUUCACAGAUCAGUCCACGUGUGGUACCCCGUCAUGAAUGACGACUCUUUACAGGGCCUGCUCACAUAUUGCUACACCGAACCACUUGCUUCUUGCCUGGACCACAACCAGGAGCUGUUCUACUUGAUUCUCGCCAUAAGCAGCCAAUUAACGAAGAGGGCGGAGCACGGGGCAAGCUUCACACCGGCUGCAUACUUUGAAAAAGCCACUUCACAUGUCGACACCAGCUGUGAUCACUCGUCGGGUUCCAAUACUUUGCAUAUGAUGCAGAGAUCUCUGCUCAUGUGCAUAUACUUGCUCUUAAGCCCUGGUGGAGGCGAUAUUUGGAGGAAUCUUGGUUUUGCGAUUCGCCUCUACUUUGACAUGUCUCACGGCCGUUUCGAGAAUAUCAAUGGCCUGGAUGAAGGUCAUCUCACUAUGCUCGCUAGAACCUUGUAUUGCAUCGAGGGGAAAGUUACUACCGCAUUUGGUCGGCCAACGGUGUUGAUCACAGGAGAUAAAUUACGUGAUGAAUUGACUCAACCAAUCUGUAAUACCACGGAAGAACGCGUAUCUAUACAGUUCUACCGAAUCUCGACAAUGAAAAUGCAAUUACAAAGCCUCCUGCUCUCCGAGGCAUCCAUGCAGCGCAAUCUAGUUAAAUUGAAGGAAAGAUGUGAAAAGGUUCGAGAUGAACUACUCCACUGGCACCAAUCUUGGAAAAUGGACUUUAUGCCCGCUAUCACGAGCGACAUGCACGACUGGGGAGGAGCUGUCAAGUAUCUCGAGGCAUGGGCCAGCUUGCAAUACAAUGAAACUAUUCUCAUGCUCUCCAGGUUCUCAUCGGAAACGUCUGAAUAUGUUUUGAACGCUGUUCGAGAAAUUGUGUCUUGCUGUAGCCUCCUCGUCAGAGAGCAUCAACAUUCAUUUUGCGCUAUUCACGACCAUGAGAUGCGCCACCAGAUUCCGGUAUUCCCCACUGAUUGGACCAUUUCACACCUUCUUUUCUCUGCUGCGCUUCAUCUGCUCUCUUCAGAGAAGCGAGAUGCGGCGGAUCAUAAGGUUUGGGAACGAACGGUGCGAUCUUGCUUAGCAACUAUGGCGUUGAUGGAGGCUGAUCCGGCCAACUUGUCGAUGGGAUUCUCGGAGAUACUAGAAGGAUUGUACAGUCAAAUCUAA
This is a messenger RNA of Talaromyces atroroseus, 3579 nucleotides long. RefSeq lists its product as hypothetical. The record is from RefSeq and is a predicted model, not a curated record. Gene Ontology annotation, biological process: positive regulation of transcription by RNA polymerase II; DNA-templated transcription. The coding region runs from base 1 to 3579 and encodes 1192 amino acids. The transcript is spliced from 7 exons. NCBI's taxonomy places the organism in Eukaryota, Fungi, Ascomycota, Eurotiomycetes, Eurotiales, Trichocomaceae. Gene Ontology annotation, molecular function: zinc ion binding; DNA-binding transcription factor activity, RNA polymerase II-specific; sequence-specific DNA binding.